Molecule: messenger RNA, 7629 nt
Organism: Diachasmimorpha longicaudata
Lineage: Eukaryota; Metazoa; Arthropoda; Insecta; Hymenoptera; Braconidae
Product: transcription factor Sox-11-A-like
Exons: 2
Coding region: 891-2132 (413 amino acids)
Biological process (GO): anatomical structure morphogenesis; cell differentiation; regulation of DNA-templated transcription
Molecular function (GO): DNA-binding transcription factor activity, RNA polymerase II-specific; RNA polymerase II cis-regulatory region sequence-specific DNA binding
Source: RefSeq, a predicted model, not a curated record
CAGUAUAGACGGCAGUCACUUUGGUACGCGAGUCAGUAGCCCAUGAGCGCUCGUUCAGCGAGCAUCGUUAGUCGCACGCAAGCGGGAUUUAUAAAAUGUCACCCCGUGAACGAAUAUCGAGCGUGAGAGAAUUCCACUCAAUCUAAUAAUCAAAAUUUUCAUUUCAAUCUACCGAUAUUAAAUUAAACGUGUUGUGUGAAUUGUUUGACUCUUCGUACGCUGAUUCGAAAUUCAUUUUUUUAAAUUUCGGACAAAAUUUUGUCUUGCGUACGCUGAAGAACUUCUUUUCGUUUUGAUGAUAAAUUUCGUUCACUCCCGUGUGAGAAUUACUUGUUCAAACGUGCACGAAGAGUGCCGAGAGUCCGUCAUUGUCGUUGUUUUUUUUUUGAGAGGGGAAGAGAGAGAAAAUUUGAAAUCAAUUGUCAAAUUUAGUUGAGUAAAUCCAGUGACUGGAUUUAUAAGGACUCCCGACACUGUCGUUGAGGGAACGAGGAGAGUAAAUUUCUAUGCGAGAGGGAGUGACCAGCGAGCAGAGGAGAAAAAAAAAUCCCCGCGGCAACGACACACGAGAGAGCGAACGAGUGUCUUUUCGUCAGUCACGCGCGAGCUUCGAGCCGGCAAGGAGCUCUCAAAAACAUUGACAUUGUGUUAUUGAGAGGCACAUUACAACAGGGGCCGCAGGCGAGCUCCCCACGCAUAAUCGAGAAGAGAUCGUUCUUACAAACAUUGAUAUCUCAUUCGUUAAAUUGAACUGGUGAACUCUCGUUGAAGAAAUAAUAAAUAAACAGUGAGAAUAUUUCCCUGGGGGAAGGGGGAAAUUGAAUAAUUCAAGUGUGGAAAUUUAUUCCUUGUGAUUUGAUCGACGUUAGUGAAGUGACUUAGGCCCCGAAAUGGUGCCACAACAGCAGGACAAUCCCACAAACUCCGGGAUGCCCCUGUUUGGAUCUCUCCUCGUGGAUAAAAAUUCAUCAACACCGUAUUCAGAUGCAACUCAGACGAAAAAAAAUAAUCCCAAUCACAUCAAAAGACCGAUGAAUGCAUUCAUGGUAUGGUCUCAGUAUCAACGUAGAAAGAUCUGUGAGGUUGAACCCGAUAUGCACAAUGCUGAAAUAAGCAAACGUCUUGGACGUCGUUGGAAGACCCUGAGUGAGGUAGAGAGAAGGCCUUUCAUUGAGGAGGCGGAGAGAUUGAGGAGAUUGCACAUGAUUGAGUAUCCCGACUAUAAGUAUCGUCCAAGAAAAAAGGCAACCAAACCAGCAACGCCAAAAAUCAAAGAAGUCAAAAAAACAAAGAAAUCACCAACCUCAGCCACAACUGGUCCAACAGUACCAGCAACAACCACGGUAUCACCUAAAUCGAGAAAUGACUCGAACAAUAAUAGACAGUCACCUGUUAAAAGGCUCCAGGCACAGACCACAACAAAUUCUGUAUCAAGGCUCAAGAUAAGAUUAGCACUUGACAAGAGGCCGUCACAAGUCGAUUAUACACCAGUGCCACCAAUCAUUACUGCCAAAGUACCCAGCAGUCCAUCUUGCGAUACACCUGACUCACCAGAAUCAGCGAGCUUUUAUGAAGACAAUUUCCAGGACUGUGUCACAACGAGUAUCGUGACAACGACCAGUGUACCUGGUGCUUCACCAGGUCUGAUAACUGGACAAAAGAUAAAACAGGAGUCAUCUGAUCUGGAUUAUCAUGAAUUUACGAUGAGUGACAGGCUGUUGUCCUCGGUGCGUGGCCACUCGGAUAUGGAUACCUUGACGAGGGACUUCCAGUGUUCGUCCAAUAAUAAUUGUCAUCUUGAUAAUUUUAUGAUUGUCAAGGAGGAGCCCAUGGAUAGCCCGAGUCAGUCCGCAAAUGUCAUGUUACCGACUUUACAUUCUUGCAACAACCACGCUGAUAAAAUGGAGGAGCACAGAACUUCCACAGGAUCAGCAGACGGCAGCCUAGACGACCUUGAUCGUCUAACGGAUCUGUUUCACAUGACGUCCGGCCUGGACAUCGAUAUGUCGAGUCUUGAUACAUUUGAAACGGCAAGCUCAAGCAGCGGUUCGCCGUUUGAAUUCACAUCGGCACCAGAUGUGACUGAUAUACUCUCAGACAUUGGUCUUAACAAUGCGUGGGGCAGCUUUUGAGACGACGACGAGGGUGUGGGUGAAGAGAAGCGGUAACGAUUCCAGUUGUCCUCGAGUACUUUGCUGUUCGAUGAUAAAUCACGACUAAUGAACUUCCGUGGGUCUCAUUCGGGAUACUUCCGAUUUUAUGGUGAUGAGGAAAGAGACGAGAGAUGAGAGAGAGAGAGAAAGAGAGAAUAGAGUGUUCCAAGUCCAUUCACUGCCCUCCCCGUCGUACUCUCCCAUCGAGUUUCUCUUCCGAAUUCUCGAUAACAGAGAAAUAGUUGAAAGAAAAAGAAAUAUAAAGUUGAAAAAUAAAUCUAGUGAUUAUCUCGAGAUAUAAUAUGGACUCGUAUUGAUUUUCCUUCUUCGCUCGUGAGAGUUUUGUCAUCCUUGUACAAUAGUUAUACCCUAUUUACUUCGAUUUCAGAGUAUAAAUAAAACGUUUUUGUAUAUGUAUUGUAGUAUACUAGUUUCAUAAGGAUACCAUUUUUGUACGAAAGAAAAAGUGGGCAAAAGUGUUGGUGAUGAGCAGCGGCAGCCGAGGACGAGGCGAGUAUUGAAGUAUUUUGUUGAUAACAAAAUAGUUGAAACUAAUGUGAAGUUUGAUUGAUAAAUGCGCCUUGUCUUCGGGUCGCGUGCUAUUUACCAUUCACGUAUCUCCCUCUAUUGUGUAUAUCGGUAGAAGCAUAUUCAGUAAUAUAUAACACUCCUUAGAAAGCAAUCCUAUGUUUUAAGUACUGAAAAGAUGUUGUUGCCGUUACGGGCGGUGAGUUUUUUGUGCUGUGCAACUUGUGUUGUACUUCAUUUUUAAGUCAUAUUAAUGAUUGAAGCUGAUUGACGAAACAAUAGUUGUUUCCAGUCAUUGGUAAUUGAGGGAAAAUUGAAUUUUCUGCGCAAAACGUGUAAUCCUUACAAUGGUAAUAAUUCAGUGAACUAAAUGGAUUGAAGAGACUAAUGGUUAUUAAUUUAUACGUGAGACAAUUCGUUUUCUUUUCUUGUUUUCAAAAGUGAAUAAAAUUAGCAGAAAUUUAAAGAAUUAUGAUUUUGAGUUGUAACUUUUCAGUAUCAGAGCAAUGAUUACAACUGGCUUAACUUACUUUCAAUAUUCCAUUUGAUUGCUGAAUUUUGAUGAUUAUGAUAAGGAUGAUAAGCGUUUAAUGAAUAAUCGUUAUGAUAGGGAAAUUAUUCGAUGAAACAGUCGACAAUUUGUUUUCAUUUAUCACUGUCGAGAGAUUACCCUCUCUUGUUUCUAGCGAGCGAACUUCGGAUUUUUUGAAAGGUUUUUAGAAUUGUUUUCAAACGUCGGAAUUAUAAUUUUGAUUUUCUUUAAUUCUUUAAUUCAAGAGAGCGUGGAGUGAAGUAUCUGGCUGACGAAACUAUAUUAUCAAACUUUGAUCUCAUGUUCUUUACAUUUACUUAAAUAAUUAAUUAAUUAAUGAACACUUUAUUCGUUAUUACUUAUCACACUAACACCGGCCUCCCGCUACCAUUUCCUUAUUAUCUAAGUGUAAUAAUUAUUAUCAUCUAUUGACUUUUUAUUUUUUUUUACCAUUCGUUUCAAUUCCUGCGCGUUUUGUUGAUUUUUUUUUUUAGUUCUCAUUUGCAGUUAGAUGUCGCACAUCACACGGAAAUUUGUUUCUCUUAUCGGAACUAUUGGACUCGGGAGAACAUCGAUGAUUACAUAAUAGGGAAAACAAACGAGAGAAUAAGAGAGUGGAGGUUUCAACAAAGUGGAGGCAACCCUUAAGAACAAUUUGUGGGGGAGGGGGAAGGGAGGCAUUCGGUAACUUGAUUCAGGGAUGUUUGGGGCAGGGGAAAAAUUACUAAGCGGAGUGAGAUUUACUGAAAAAAAUGGAGAAAUUUAUGAAACAAAAAUAGUGCCUAUCACUCUCGUUUUGACGAAGAAACUUUUGUACAAAAUUGAAUACAGGGCCAAAAGAAGAAUAACAGAUUAAUAUUAGACUCUAUUUACAAAUUGAGAUGAAAAGUAAAAAAAUGAAUUGAGAUGAAAAAAAUUAACAGAACAAUACACUAUUACACGAAGCAAUCACAUUUAAUAUCGAAAAAUUAAUAUUCACGGCGGGAGGGGGGCCGGGAGGGAGACGGGUUUGUUGUUGGAAAUUAUUUCGAGUCAGUUGAAAUGCGAUACUCCGUGGCAAGACAGCACUAAAGAUAUUACACAUGUAGCGAUGUGUAGCUGAAUAGGGAAAAUGGAAAGAAAAACCUCUACAAAAACAGGCUGUGAAUACUUUUGGAACAAAGCACGAAAAAAAAAAUUAUUGAAUCAGAUCAUGACAAGCAGAUGACUAGUUGGUGACAAGUUACAUGAAGUAAAACGUCCCAAUCAUUCAUUAAUUAACAAGGAACAACAAUAAAAGCUUAGGAUGUCGAUACUGCCAUUUGAAAAGAGGAAAUUAUUAACGAACACAAAAUAGUCGAGAUGUGAAAUUUCUUUUGGGCGCGCGUAAAACAUAUCAAUUUGAUUGCAAGCUGAACCACAAGCGUAUCCUCCCAAGUUUUAUCAUUUUAAUAGUUGAUUUUGUACUUUUAUUUGUCCUUUUUUAAAUCUUUCGUUCAUUUUUAUUUUUGCCCGACUCGAGAUUCGAAGAAAAACCUAUUGCGCUGAGGGAAUUUUAAUCUCGGAUAUGCCAAAUAUGAGUGAGGGAAAUGGCCAGUAGAUCUACCGUUCACGAGUUGAUAAUUCAUAAAUGUUUAAUGAAGUAAAUUUUAAAGGAGGGAGAAAACGGAGAAGAGUAAAUUCACGAGUCGUUGUUUUAUGUUACGCUUUUACGUGAUUUUAACGAAGCGUUGACGGUGAGGCGCAAUUUCUGGUGUUUUUUCUCAUUAUGGACAUUUGUGGGAUUGGGGAGGGGAGAAGUUUUGAGAUUGGAGGAUGGCAACGAAUGGUGGUUUUUUCAUUAACUAUUGAUUGUCGUAUUUUUAGGAUUUUUGGGUGCCAAAAAAGUUUGAAAAAAAAAAACAAAAUUGUAUGAGCGACUUAAGUCCGCUGAUUUAAGGGUGGGUUUUGAACUGUAAAUUGAGUGUUGAUACUUUUUUCAAAUUAAAAUUUAAAAGAAACAUACGAUAUCGAGAGAAUGUUUGUCACUAAAUAUUAAAAAUUACAUAAGGAAAAACAAUGAAAAAAAAAUUAAAAAAAAAAACAAAAAAAUCAUCUUUCUGUGGCUUACUUGUCCUUGUGAAACUACUUAUUUGCGCAAAUUGUGAUUAGAGAACAUAAUUAUUCAUAGUCUAUAUGGUAUUCGUAAUAAAACAUAAAUGAACAAGAAUUAAAGGAGCGAGAAGUGGAUGAAAAAUUCAUAAAAAUUACGAACACCUGAUUAUCGUCAGAGGCGCAAGCAACAGAACUUAUUAAGUGUGAUGUUUUCUGAAGGGGCGGAAAAAUUCUUUGAUCAAACAAUUGAAUCGAUGUUGACAAGUACAUAGACAAAAAAAAAACUAUUGAUGAGUUGACGAUGCUGACUUGAUCGAGGAAUGAAAAAGUUUCGAUUCUGACAAUUAAAUCGUCACUGGUGCUUCCGAAUAUCAAUUUACGAAUUGAUGAGUGCCUUUUCAUUCCUCGCACCAACUUCACAUCAUCUAUUAUUAAUGAGUAUCAUCCUAAGAAGUGUUCACUAAAGAACGCAUUUAAACUCAGAUAAAUAAACUCGAUUGGAUUCACUUGACGAGUUACAAAUCUAUGCUCAAAUACGUUAAGAUGUAUCUACUUUUUCCCCUCUACCCUCCACAACCCUUGCCUCCACCCCCACCCCCCUCGCCACUCCACGUUUCCACCUGUUAACAAUUAACGUCAUUUUGAACACUUCUAACUAAUGAUACUCACAUCGUGUUACAAUUAGGGUUUUCAAUUUUUAAAAGUCAUAUGAUUGAUAAACGGAUAGAUGUGUAGUAGUUUUUAACAAAUUCUUAGUAUGUAUAUAUGUCCAAUUUAAAGGCGAUGGGGGAGGAGUCAGUAUAAAACUUAAUUAUCAACUAUUUCUUUCUUUUCGUGUAGCAUAAAGAACCGUUGGCUUACUCAUAGAAUUGAAAAAACAACGCGAAUUUAAAAAAAAAUGAUGAACAAUUUUUCAUUCCUCCUGAUUCAUUUAUUUUAGAUAAACUUCUCGUAAUUCUGAAUGCCAUCACUUAUAGAAUCCGCCAUCACAGAAAAAUCAAAUCAAAUUUACCAUCGAUGAGAUAUUUUGGAUACAAUAAAUUGUAGAGCAGAAUUGAAAUUUUACGCUCACAGGAGCUCUCUCUCUCGUUUGCAGAAUGUGCUAUGUGGUGUAAUAAUUUGAUUGAAAAAAAAAAUUAUGUCAUUAACUAGUCCUUGCUAUAUCAACGAACUCAUUCCAUAUUUCGAUCUACGACACCUGCACAUGGAACGCUGAUUUGAACUGAAUGAUGACGAGUCAUACUCAAUUUUUGUCCGUUGAGGGCACAGUUGCAAUAUAGUCGAGUUCCAUUCGAUUUCGAAUUGUGGAAUGUGAUUCACCAAGUGGAAACAAAAAAAAAUAUUGUACAGGAUUGUUUUCACAGGGGAGAGAUAUAGCUACAAUGUGGAAAAUACACCAAAGUGCAAUAUUAUUUCUGCGAGAUUGAGGGGUGACUGUCCUGAGCGAAAAUUUCUACGUGAAAAACAAAAAGAAGCAUACAUUAAAAUGAAAAUAAUGAACAGAUGAUUGGCGUAUGUUUAUCUAUUUUUUUGCAAACAGAGUUACGAUAUUUAAUGGAAAAAAAAGGAUGGAUGAAUAUAAAACAAUAAACAGAGUCAUUUUAAAAAGAAAUCAUAAUGAAAGAGAAAAGUGACUAAAGAAAAACGUCUGACAGAACGUAGCAAUAUUUUUACACAAUGUAAAAUUCGCAAUGCCUAUAUGACUGUCGUUGGGUUCACCUUAUCGUUAAUAGAGAAAAAAUAAUAUUGAGGGAUUAUAUUGUUUUGUUCGCCUUUUUCUUUUACGCUUUUAUGUGAUUUUCCUUUAAUUAUUAUUAUUUGAGUCAACCUCACGAUUGUUUUUUUUUAUCCCCUCUUCUGUUCUACCGAGUCUCUCUUAUCUCUCUCAUUUCUUUUGUUUAUUAUUUCCACCGUAACAAAUCCCCUCGUUAUAUAUAUAUUUUUGUUUUCACGAAAGAAAAUGGAUGAUUCGAUUAAUUCAUUAAUCCAGAUUCGUUUUUAUUAUUUUUCAAUGUAAACCAGUGGACGCGUGCUACACUGGAUUAUACACAGAUUUUAUCAGUAAAAAUGUAAUGAAAGAUGAAAAAAACCUAUUCAUUAUAUACAAAAAUCACAAAAAAAUGAUGUCUCUAAGUUAUGGAUUCUAGUUUAUUAAGUUACAAACUAUAAAUAACAAGAAGAAAAGAAGUUGUGCUAACGACUAACUUUAAUGAUGAGAAGAAAAAAAUCCAUUGUACAUUUGUAUUUAGUCCCCUUGUUUAUAAUACUUAUUAUCUUGUUAUUAAGUACCCGAUUUAUAUCAUUUUUUAUCAAAAAUUAUUAAAAAAUAAUUUAAAAAUAUAA